AAACGCAUUCUACACACAUCCUGUCAGAAAUGUGAUAAGCCUAGGCAGAGCAGGUGUCUAGAACCACAGCGCAAGCCCGGAAGGUAUAAACGGAGCUCUUUCUCUCUCUACUUCCUGGGCCUGCUGACAGCGGUCAUUGGGGCUGGAAUCGGAGGCUCUGCCGUGGCCCAUUUCCUCCAGCAGCACUUUGGACCUCGGGUGCAGAUCGACGUGUAUGAGAAGGGGACUGUGGGUGGCCGCCUGGCUACCAUCUCCGUCAACAAGCAACACUACGAGAGCGGGGCCGCCUCCUUUCACUCCCUGAGUCUGCACAUGCAGGAUUUCGUCAAGCUGCUAGGGCUGAGGCACCGGCGCGAGGUGGUGGGCAGGAGCGCCAUCUUCGGCGGGGAGCAUUUUGUGCUGGAGGAGACCGACUGCUGGUGGCACUAUGGCAUCAGCUUCCUGCGGCUACAGAUGUGGGUGGAGGAAGUCAUGGAAAAGUUCAUGAGGAUCUACAAGUACCAGGCCCAUGGGUAUGCGUUCUCGGGCGUGGAGGAGCUGCUCUACUCACUGGGGGAGUCUGCCUUCGUCAACAUGACCCAGCGCUCCGUGGCUGAGUCCCUGCUCCAAGUGGGCGUCACACAGCGCUUUAUCGAUGAUGUCGUCUCUGCCGUCCUGCGGGCCAGCUAUGGCCAGUCAGCAGCAAUGCCCGCCUUUGCUGGCGCCAUGUCACUUGCUGGGGCCCAAGGCAGCCUGUGGUCUGUAGAAGGGGGUAACAAGCUGGUUUGUUCUGGUCUGCUGAAGCUCACCAAGGCCAACGUGAUCCACGCCACAGUGACCUCUGUGACCCUGCACAGCACAGAAGGAAAAGCCCUAUACCAGGUGGGGUAUGAGAAUGAGGUGGGCAACGGCUCUGACUUCUACGACAUUGUGGUCAUUGCCACCCCCUUGCAUCGGGACAACAGUAGCAGCAACUUCACCUUUGAAGGCUUCACCCCACCCAUCGAUGAUGUCCAGGGCUCUUUCCAGCCCACUGUCGUCUCCUUGGUUCAUGGCUACCUCAACUCCUCCUACUUUGGUUUCCCUGACCCUAAGCUGUUCCCCUUUGCCAACAUCCUGACCACAGAUUUCCCCAACUUUUUCUGUACUCUGGACAACAUCUGUCCCGUCAACAUCUCAGCCAACUUUCGGCGGAAGCAGCCCCAGGAGGCAGCUGUUUGGCGAGUCCAGUCCCCCAAACCCCUCUUGCGGACCCAGCUGAAGACCCUUUUCCGUUCCUAUUACUCAGUCCAGACAGCCGAGUGGCAGGCCCACCCCCUCUACGGCUCUCGCACCACCAUCCCGAGGUUUGCGCUCCAUGACCAGCUCUUCUACCUCAAUGCCCUAGAGUGGGCAGCCAGCUCUGUAGAGGUGAUGGCCGUAGCUGCCAAGAACGUGGCUUUGCUGGCCUACAACCGCCGGUACCAG
Molecule: messenger RNA, 1446 nt
Organism: Tupaia belangeri chinensis (Chinese tree shrew)
Lineage: Eukaryota; Metazoa; Chordata; Mammalia; Scandentia; Tupaiidae
Product: prenylcysteine oxidase-like
Exons: 5
Biological process (GO): prenylated protein catabolic process; prenylcysteine catabolic process
Molecular function (GO): prenylcysteine oxidase activity
Source: RefSeq, a predicted model, not a curated record